UAGAUCGAAAUUCAAUCAAUCGAGUAAUCAUAAUGCUAGAACAUCGAGAGCAAGCAACACCGAGGUCAUAAGAAACAAGAAGCAGAAACACAAACAGCAUAUCCAAGCCCGUUUCCAUCACGAGCCGCACGAGAGCAAUCGACGAAGCUGUGCGAUGGUGGAUAAUAAUUUGUUGUUGUGGGCCGUGGCGAUCCGUUCCCUGUGUGCAGUUGGAGCAGAUGGCAACCCCCGUACACGCAACGUUGCGGAGACCCUGCAACUUCGCCGUCUGCGUUCAGCGUCCACACAGUGCAGAGGGAGGCCAGUUAGCCUUCUGUGGAAGUAUCCCAUCGAAUAUUCCACUUUCUAUGCACAUAUGGGGGUAGUUGCUGAAUAUCAAAGAAUCAUUCAGAAGCGGUGUGAUGAAUGGUGUUGCUGACUAGGGUGGACACGAGUUAUGAGGUUUAUGGAAGAAUAUCAUAGCCGUCAACCGUCGGGCGCGAUAUUUCUAAUCGCAAGCUCGUUGACUUGCCCGUGGAUUCGAAAAUGCCAUUGGGCGUGAUAUCGGGUCAUAGAACAUGUCGGAAUAGUGGUGGAGUAGUGUGAUAAGUUCCAGGCGCAGGCAGGUG
Messenger RNA from Suillus paluster, 608 nucleotides. RefSeq lists its product as uncharacterized. Lineage: Eukaryota; Fungi; Basidiomycota; Agaricomycetes; Boletales; Suillaceae. The coding region runs from base 155 to 418 and encodes 87 amino acids. The transcript has 2 exons. The record is from RefSeq and is a predicted model, not a curated record.